AAUGGUUUUUGGAUGAAUUUUGAACAAAAGAAAAAAUAUUAAAGAGAGAAAAUAAAAAGGAAUACAAAAGAAAAAAAGAAAAUUGUGAUGCAAAGAAACUUAAAAUUAAGCAAUUUAUUUAGAUUUGUGAUGUGUUAAGGAAAAGUGCUCUAAUAGUUGCUUAAAAUAAAUUGAUAAUAAUUAUAAAAAAAAAAUAUUGGUAGUGUGAAGUAAAAGGCUUGUGAAAAUUUUGUUUUUAAAAUUUGGAUUUUAUUUUGCCCAUCUUGGCUUUUAGUUUAUGAAAAUAUGGGGAGUUCCGUAAUAUUGAUUUCAAUUUUUACACCAUUACUCUUCUCAAUUAUUUUAACUUUAGAAGUUGAUGGGGAGACAAAUACAUAUUUUAAUGAUGAAAUAAAUGAACCACCACCACAAAUGGAAACGUUUAAUAAUUACGAGGAAAUGCGAAAAUAUUUGGAAAACAAUUCAAAUGUUGAAUUAAUAGACAAUCCUACUUUUGAUACUUAUUUAUCUGCAUAUAAUUUGCAUCAUAAUAAAGAAAAUAAGCCGGAAACAUCACAAAGUUUAUCUAUGCAAAAGCGGUCAAAACGACGUGCAUUGCCAUUUCCUUAUGAUUUUAUAAAAUUUGAAUUGUCAGAUGCCAGAGAACCUGAUGCAAUUACAAAAGAAUUUUUAAAAAAAUAUCGUGAAAAUGAGCGUAAAAGUAAAGAAACAGCUCGAGUCAAUGACCGUGGACGAGCAGGAAAAAAAUUUGAAGACACCUUAAAAUUAGAAAAUUUUACUCAAUUUGAAUUGGAUGAAAUUAUUUCGACGACAACGCAACAAACUCUUCUGCAAAGUAAUAAAACUUUAACAACUCCGAAAACUAAUAAAAUACGAAGAAUAGCAAGACGUAUUGCACGUAAAAAAAUAAAUCAAACUGCAUCGAUUAAAAGAAUUGACACUAAUAUAGAAGAAACCUCAAAUCAAUCUAAAGACGAUGAUUUAGAAAUCCAUGAAACUCAAAAUGUUCAUUAUUAUGCAGCUGCACCAACUGGAGAAGGUAUGACUAAACACAAAAUAUCGAAUAUAUUUCCACAUGAAGUUCAUAAAGCUAUCGAUUUCGUAUUAGCCGAAAAUAAACAAGCUCAAUCCACAUCACAUGUUAAUAGUGGUAAAGGGGCACAUUUAAAAUUUAUUCAAAUUCCAAUUUACCAUAAACAACCAUACUAUGGUGAUAAAAUAGCAUUAUAUCAAGCAACUAAAGUAAGCAAUAAACAUCAUCCAAGCGAUUAUGAUGAAGCUUAUAAUAAAUAUUUACAUUCGUAUUCAUUACCUUUAACAGCAACUAAUGUAGAAUUUAAACAAUCACCGCAACAACAUCAACAACAACUCCAAGGCAUUUCUGAAGAAAAAAAGAAUCCUCAUUAUAGUUUACAAAGUCAUCAACAUCCACAUUAUAGCACUUACAAUCAAUAUCAUCAACAGCAUCCAAAAUAUUACACAAUACAAACACCAACAGCUAAUUCUUUACUUUCACAGCAACACGAAAAUUCUUUGCAUGAAACUAAACAAUAUGCACCUCCUUCUAAUAUUCCUGUAGCAACUUCACAUCAAAAUCAAAUGCUUGAUGCAAGUAUGAGUAAUGUUAAUUCAGGUCAAACUAAAAUAAUGGAAAAUAAUUUAAGUCAAAAUCAUGAAACAGGUGCUUUAACUGCAUUACCAGAAAUUAAUCAAGUUCAUACAAUAAUUCAACCACAGGCUGUUGCGGUAAAAGUUAUACCAGAAAUUAAUUAUGUUUUUCAUCAAGAUAUUGCAGCCACUCCAGUCACUUUAAAACUUACACAAUCAAAUGCACCAAUAUCAACUUAUACAGCCCCAUCUGCACCAAUGAAAAUAUUAAAUGACGAUAGUAAUGAUAAAUCAGUUCAAACUAUUGAUAUGGAAAAAUCAGUUAUGCCACAAUAUACAUACAAAAAUUAUGAUCCCCAUGUAUAUGCACCAAUAAGUUUACAAAAUGAGAUGUUGGCUAAAGCAGUAUUAAUAAAUCAUGGAUAUAAAUUUGAUGAUUUAACAAACACAGCUGGUAGUACAGAUGGUAACGCAGGUAAUAUUCCAGGAAAAAAUAAUAUCGAAGCCAGUAGUCCUGAUGUAGACGAUUUAAAUGAAAAAUAUUCCAUUAAACAAUCACCAUCUCCAUCACCAUCACAGUUAUAUAUCCCUUCAACAACACCAAUCAAUUAUCAUAGUUAUUUACAUAGUACUACAGAAAUAGCACCAUUAGAACAAAAACUACAUAAGCAACAUAAUGGGCAAACAAAACAAUAUCACAAACAAUUAUUAAGUAUUACCACACCAAGCAAUUAUAUUGAAAAUUCAACACCGCAUUCACAUACCAAUACCAAUAAUAAUAAUAAUAAUAAUAAUAAAAAUAAUGAUAAAGAAUCACAUUUUGAGACUAGCAGUCAACAUUAUAAUGAAUUAUCAUCAUUAAUUGGUAAAUCUCCAACAGAUCAAAUACAUGGUUUAAAUUAUUUAAUUGAAAAAGAAUUACAAAAUAAUCAAUUUAAACCUAAAGAUAAAGUACGACCGCAAGACAAUCGCGCCCCAAUACUAUUUCAUCCAGAUUCAAAAAAUGGUGGUGAUAAUUUUAGAGGGAAAAGUGUCUAUAUUAAUGAAUAUGGUUAUAAGCAAAUAAAAAAUGAGAAUUCCGCUUCAUCAGGUACAAUGAUUACAUCAACAGAGAAACCUAUUAAAGAAGAAGAACAACAGCAGCAUGAUAUUAAUAGUGUUGUUCAUAUAACACCACCACCACAAUCACCGGCAACCUCAUAUAAACAUAUCUAUAAUUUAUCACCAAAUUAUAAAAUUGGUACAAAGUUAUAUGGUUUAAAUGCUUUUAAGGAUACAAGUGGCCAUGGGUUACAAUAUGCAUCAAAAUAUGCUUUUGGUUAUAGAGUACGAGAUUUUCAUACUGGAAAUGAUUUUGGUCAUAAACAGAAACGUGACCAUGAUGGUGUUACCAGAGGUGAAUAUCAUAUACUGUUACCAGAUGGUCGAGUACAAAAUGUUCGUUAUACAGCUGAUGAUUCUGGUUUUCAUGCUGAUGUUAGCUUUGAAUCAGGACCUUAAAAUAUUCUAUAUAUAAUUAUCAUUUAAAUUUUUUAAUUUAAAAUUGUUAAUUAUUACAAAAAAAUUCAUGUGUUCAAUAAUUUAACCAUCC
This is a messenger RNA of Condylostylus longicornis, 3199 nucleotides long. RefSeq names its product GATA zinc finger domain-containing protein 7 (gene Cpr50Ca). The record is from RefSeq and is a predicted model, not a curated record. The transcript has 4 exons. NCBI's taxonomy places the organism in Eukaryota, Metazoa, Arthropoda, Insecta, Diptera, Dolichopodidae. Gene Ontology annotation, cellular component: extracellular matrix. The coding region runs from base 286 to 3108 and encodes 940 amino acids.